AUGCCGGUGUCGCCCUACCUCGAUGAAGAGAGUCUCAUGGCAGUGGUCGACGACGUCUGGAGUUUGCUGAGUCCAUCAAGUAGUCCAAUUCAUCACUUGAAGUCCGUGGCAGGCGAUGCAGCAGUGACAGACACGGCAAAUGUCGUGGCAGCGCAGACCGCAGUGAAGAAACGCAAGAAGCGGCGGCCUGACCGCAAUAGACCUCACCACGAAAUAGCGCGAUUGCGAGCUCAAGCCGCUGAACUGGAGAGCCAACUGCAGAAACAAACCACAAAAGACACUCGGUACUACACCAACGUUGGGCUGAAGGCGAUGCUAUGCGAGAGUUUCGAUGACAUCUAUGCACUCGAGCAGAAUUUAAACACUCAGAUAGAGGAGCUCCUUCGAGGCAUGCCCCGUGUGCUCGCUGCGAUGUCUCGAAAUCUUCCGUAUGACAUAACGCAGGACGAUGGAAUGUUCGCAAUGAUGGCGCGAAGUCUGGAUGAUCAAUACACGAACAUGGAUCAAGUUCUUCGCGUCGCUGGGCUUGACAAAAUUACUUCGGAAGUAGCAGACGCUUCAAUUUGCCACUCUAACGACGCAAUUGGGAACUAUGGAGUUACUCUCAAGUCUCGGACGUGCAUUUCUUCUCCGUUUAGAAGCGACUGCAGCGUUGGAGCAUUGUGGAGGCAUUUUGAGCGCUGCCAACGUGCAACGAUGGACUCGACUCAAUUUAGAAAUCUGGAUCUCCCACUUGGAAUCUCGUCUCGCGUUGCUAUUCAGAAAUUCGAGGUCACGUUGGGCGACUAUGUCUGUGCCAUGCGGAUGGUAGUGAAGCAGUUUGUCGAGAGGGAUCGUAUCGUUCACGUAUGGAACGUACACGCCGACGUUGGAGCACUAUUCAAUGUGGAAACCUGCGAAACAGGGUGGGGCUUUAUCCGGCCAAUGAACAACGACAAGACCAGUGUGUGUGUGAGCUACAGCCUCGUGAAUGUGACCGCGCAAUGUUUUUCAUCCAAGGAGACUUGCGGGACAAUUAAUUCUCUGAUCAAGUUGUACCACACUUUCAUAAUCUCCCGCCUCCAAGCUUUAGAAAACCAAACACUUGAUCGACUCAUUCUAGAUCGAAACGCAGUGGUUUCUUAA
Messenger RNA from Phytophthora nicotianae INRA-310, 1125 nucleotides. RefSeq lists its product as hypothetical. The coding region runs from base 1 to 1125 and encodes 374 amino acids. Lineage: Eukaryota; Oomycota; Peronosporomycetes; Peronosporales; Peronosporaceae. The transcript is spliced from 2 exons. The record is from RefSeq and is a predicted model, not a curated record.